This is a messenger RNA of Cottoperca gobio, 1184 nucleotides long. RefSeq names its product neutrophil cytosolic factor 4 (gene ncf4). The record is from RefSeq and is a predicted model, not a curated record. The coding region runs from base 211 to 1038 and encodes 275 amino acids. Gene Ontology annotation, molecular function: phosphatidylinositol binding; superoxide-generating NADPH oxidase activator activity. The transcript has 6 exons. Gene Ontology annotation, cellular component: NADPH oxidase complex; cytoplasm. NCBI's taxonomy places the organism in Eukaryota, Metazoa, Chordata, Actinopteri, Perciformes, Bovichtidae. Gene Ontology annotation, biological process: superoxide anion generation.
CCGCCCCUGAACGCACCAUCCUCUCGUCUUUUUAGGGAACUCUCGCUUCCUGCUGCCGGUUUCCUGACAGUGUUGUGUGCACACAGAGUUCAGUGCAGCCUGCAGUUUGUGAGUCAGUUUUUCUCCGACAAACAGCUCCAGAAAGAGCUUCAGUCCGCACACAAGACACACUUUCUCCGCGUGUCUGCAGCCGAAGCUGAGCGCAACAUCAUGACGCUGCCGCGGCAGUUAAGAGACGAGAGUGACUUCGAUCAGCUGCCUCACAACAUCCCAAUCAGCGCCACCAUUGCAGACGUCGAGGAGAAGAAAGGCUUCAUCUACUACUUUAUGUUUGUGAUCGAGGUGAAGACUAAAGGAGGGAGCAAGUAUCUCAUAUAUCGGAGGUACAGAGAAUUCUUCAACUUCCACCUGAUCCUGGAGUCCAGAUAUUCUCCCGAAAACCCAGAGAAGGCCGGCCCCAACACCUGCAGCCUGCCCGCUCUGCCAGGAAAAGUCUUCAUCGGCAACAAGAGGGAGAUCGCAGAGAGCAGAAUCCCUGAACUCAACACGUACAUGAAGAGGCUGCUGGGUCUGCCAACAUGGUUGUUGUUCGACGAGGCUCUCCGUAUGUUUUUCUACCAGACGGACCAGGACAGCCAGCACCAGCCACGAGCCCUGAGGCGUCUCCGCCCACCGACGCGCAAAGUGAAGACAGUCAAACCAAAGAUGGACCUCUUCUCCUCCCCCAGGGCCGAGGUAUGUGUAGUUGUUGUUGCUUUGGUUACAAUCUCCAUAGCCACCCACAGAGAAACAACUUUUAUAGUCAAACGACCACGCAGAAUGCACUGCAUCACCCCGAGAAACACACACACACACACACACACACACACACACACACACAGUCCUGCCCGCAGUACAUCAUUACGUUGUGAGACAACUAAAGUAGAAACAUCUGAUCUCGUCCUGCAUCAUACGAGGCUUCACAAGACGCACGAUGUCAAGUCAGGCUCUGGAACUCAAACACGUCGUGCUUCAACUUCUUGCUUCUUUGUUGCUUGAAACAAAAGGAAAACAUUUCCCACAAAUAAUCUAUGAGAGAAGUCGUCAUUUACUCUGUAUGUCUUUCACACGCAGCGAUCACAAUCACUCUAGAUCAGAAGUCAAAGCAGCCGCUCGUCAUCGUGUAUGUUGUGUACUGAAAGGAC